Molecule: messenger RNA, 6959 nt
Organism: Anolis carolinensis (green anole)
Lineage: Eukaryota; Metazoa; Chordata; Lepidosauria; Squamata; Anolidae
Gene: pdxdc1
Product: pyridoxal dependent decarboxylase domain containing 1
Exons: 23
Coding region: 670-3015 (781 amino acids)
Biological process (GO): carboxylic acid metabolic process
Cellular component (GO): intracellular membrane-bounded organelle
Molecular function (GO): pyridoxal phosphate binding; carbon-carbon lyase activity
Source: RefSeq, a predicted model, not a curated record
CUGUCACAGCAGCCACUUACGGACACACGGUUCGGCUUGUUGUUGUUGUUGUUCUUAUUAUUAUUACUUAUUAUUAUUAUUACUUCUUGUUGUUGUUGUUGUUGUUGUUGUUAUUACUUCUCUGCCUUUCCUGUCACAGCACCCACUUCCGGAAACACGGUUCGGCUCGCCGCCCCGUGCGCAUGCGCAGUACGCUGCGCGCCUCCCGAGCCUUGAGGAAUGUACCAAGUGGAGAGGGGCGCCCAAGGAAGGCUCCGGGAUUUGACAGGAAUUUUUAAAAAAACAACAACCACGGCAGGAAACUCAUAGAAACUCUCCUGCCAUUAAUGGUCUCUUCUAAAUCUGUAAAGAUUGGGAGGGGUUUGUCCCCUUUUUUAAAAUAUUGGUACAUUCCGUCCUGAGGUAGCAAAUCAAGGCAGCUACGGAAGCCUGCGCGGGCCUUAACGCCUCCGCUGAGUUGUCUCCUAGGUGAGCGCGUCAGUUUUCUCUUUUCCUGUCAGGAGGCGCUACGGAAGCCUGCGAGGGCCUCAAAGCCUCCGCUGGGUUGUCGCCUAGGUGAGCGCGGCAGUUUUUUCCCUUCCGUCAGCGCUGCCAACGUGGAGCCGGCCGGGCCUGAGGCGAGGAAGGCGGAAGUCCCCGAGGAGGAGGAGGAGGAGGAGGAGGCAGGCCAUGGAAGGCGCCCCGGAGAAGGGCAAGAUGGUUGAUUCUACCUUAGCAGAAAUGGGAAAGAAUCUCAAUGAGGCCAUGAAGCUGCUUGAAGAUAAUCAAAGGAAAGUGGAGGAAGAACAUGAAAAAAAGUAUACAAGAAAAGAUAUUCCUGGUCCACUUCAAGGCAGCGGGCAAGACAUGGUAAGCAUUCUGCAGUUGGUUCAGAACCUUAUGCAUGGAGAUGAGGACGAAGAAUCACUACAGUCUUACCGGCUUCAGAACGUUGGCGAAAAGGGUCACAUGGCUCUUUUGGGACACAGCCUGGCAGCUUACAUUUCAGUGCUGGACAGAGAGAGGCUGAGAAAACUUACAACCAGGAUCCUUUCUGACACGACUUUGUGGCUUUGCAGGCUCUUCAGAUUUGAAAACGGCUCAGCAUAUUACCAUGAAGAUGACCGUGAGGGCGUUCUAAAAAUCUGCAGACUCGUUAUCCAUUCUCGCUAUGAAGACUAUACGACCGAAGGCUUUAAUGUGCUAUAUUCCAAACAGCCAGUGAUAUACGUUAGUUCUGCAGCCAGGUCUGGAUUAGGCCAGUCUCUUUGCAACCAGCUGGGCUUACCCCUCUCCUGUAUGUGUCAUGUGCCUUGCAACACUAUGUUUGGUUCUCAGCAUCAAAUGGAUGUUGCUUUAUUGGAUAGACUGAUUAAAGAGGACAUUGAAUCCGGGAAGCUGCCAAUAUUACUAGUGGCCAAUGCUGGUACGCCAGGAGCAGGCCAUACUGACAAACUGGGCCGAUUGAAAGAACUCUGUGAGCAGCAUAGUAUGUGGCUACAUGUAGAAGGGGUAAACUUGGCCACCUUGGCUUUGGGCUACGUCUCUUCAUCUGUACUGACAGCCACGAAAUGUGACAGCAUGACGCUGACUUUAGGGCCUUGGCUGGGUCUCCCGGCAGUCCCUGCAGUGACGCUUUACAGACACGAGGACCCGUCUUUGUCCUUAGCAGCAGGCCUGACCUCCAGCCAGGCCGUGGACAAGCUCCGUGCGCUGCCCCUGUGGCUCUCCCUGCAAUACCUUGGACACAACGGGAUUGUGGAAAGGAUAAAGCACGCCUCUCACUUGAGUCAACGACUUUUGGAAAACUUGAAGAACCAGGAUUUCAUUAAAACCUCGGUUGAAGAUGAACUUAGCUCUCCCGUGGUGGUUUUCAAAUUUUCCCCAGAAUAUCCACAUAAAGAUUCAGAUCCCAUGUUGCAAGCUACACAAAUACCUCCAAUGACUGGAAAUGAGAGAUACAUCUGCGAUACUUUUAAUCAAUGGCUGGGAGACCAGUUGGCCCAGUUGGUGCCUGCCAGUGGGGUCGACAUUGUGGAACUGGAGGACGAAGGCACCUGUGUGCGCUUUAGCCCCUUAAUGACUUCUGCAGUUUUAGGGACAGAAGUGCAAGACGUGGACCAGCUGGUGGAGUGCUUGAAGAUGAAGGUCCCGGUGCUGACGUGCACCCUGCAGCUGAGAGAGGAAUUUGAGCACCAAGUGCGGAGGACCCUCGGCCUGGCCUUCGUGGAAGAUCUCACCUGGCCCGGGCUGGGAGUCAUCAGGUAUGAGGGACAGAACGAAGACCAACAAGAAAAAGACAGAGAAAAGAUUAACGCCGGGCUUCUGAAAAAACUGAACGAGCUCGAAUCAGAUUUGGUGUUUUCCUUAGGUCCAGAAUUUGGAGGGGAGAAAAACUGUAUUUAUAUCGGGAUGGCCACCGAGGAUCUGGAUGUUUCUGAGCUCGUUGAAACUAUUGCAGCGACAGGCCGCGAAAUUGAAGAAAAUUCACGGCUGCUGGAAAACAUGACCGAAGUUGUUCGGAAAGGCAUUGAGGAAGCGCAGGUUCAGCUGCAGAAAGCCAACGAGGAAAGGCUCUUGGAAGAGGGCCUGCUCCGGCAAAUCCCAGUCGUGGGCUCCGUGCUGAACUGGUUUUCCCCAUUCCAUGCUUCACCCAAGGGACAAACAUUUAACCUCACAGCAGGUUCUUUAGAAUCGACAGAAUCCACAUACGCUUCUAAAGCACAGGGCAGCGGGACCACCCCGCCUCCGACCCCGACUUCGAGCCGUAAUAAGCAAAGGUUACCUGGACAAAAGCGGUUUCGGAGGUCUUUGAGGAACUCGGACGCGUUCAGCGAGACCAGCUCCGUGAGUCACGCCGACGACUUGGACCGCGGAGAACCACGCUGGCCCAGCGCUUCCCCGGCCGGGCAAGAAGCAAGUCCCGAUCCGGUUGAGCCGAGCGAGCCUCUGGCACCGGACACGACGGGAGAGAAGCCCCCGACCCCGGCGGGAGCCGACAUCACUCCGCCGGAACCAGAAGUGAGUUUGAGAUAAAAACGGAAACCCUGCAAAUCAUAGCUUUGCACAGAAAUGCACUCUCUGUAUCUCGGGAUCGUUUAGCAAGACGUUUCUAAUGUCAACGGAGAUCUGGCACGGAGGACGGUUUGCUCUCCCCGUUUGCCUUCUUUGUGGGGUUUUGUUUCCACUCAACACCCUUUGUUGGUCUUGUCGAGGGUUGUGUUUGCACAGCUUUGGCCCCUUCGCAACUAACAGUGAGGUCUUGACCCCAGGCGGCGUCUUCACCACGUGGGUUGUUUUCAAUUGAAUUACUAAUUCAGAUGUGUAUUGAAAUAGGGUUCAUAUAAUAAUUUUUAAGGGGACUCGGAGCAGCUUACAUGGGGACGAGCAGCCCGGUCGACAUCACAGAAUAUAAUCACAUUAAAGUACACACACAGUAUCAUAAAACAGAAUGAAACAACAAUUAUAAACAAUAGAAUAAAACAAUCUCAAACAAACCACCAAUGAGCCUGUAAUAAAGUCCAUUUCUAGGCAUGGGUGGGCGGGCUGGUGGAAAUCACUUGUGAAAAUAGGGAUACUUGAUGAAAUUCCUAAGUCGGAUGAGUAGGGGUGAGCAGUGUAAGAUGGGGAAUAAUAUCUUUGGGUAGAGGAGAACAGGAAAGUGAAAGGACAGAUUUCUUGGAGCCAGAUUAUUUAGGGGAUGGUCUAGUCCAGUGGUUCCCAAACUUAUUUGGCCUGCCGCCCCUUUUCCAGAAAAAAUAUUACUCCGCGCCCCCUGGAAAUUAAUUUUUUUAAAAAAAUUUAAUAGCAAUUAAACAGAAAGAUAUUAAUCUAUUAAUGUUUCUACCUUUUUUGUAAAAUGUAGUAAAGAAAGGUGUACAUUAGAAACAUUGAAGUUUGAAAUUCUGAAACUAUUUGUUGAAUUUAAAAUAGAAGGUUAAUACAAAAAAAUGCACCUGUGGCCAUCACCGCCCCCCUGGAUCACUGCAGCGGCCACCAGGGGGCGGUAGCGCCCACUUUGGGAACCACUGGUCUCGUCAAAAGCACAGCAGAACAUCCAUGUCUGUUUGAUGGUACUGAGCAUGUUCAGACUCAAGACUCCUUUUUGUAGUCAGUCUGAUUUACACCUCCGUGGAGUAAGUGUGUGAUGUGGGAGGGUUUAGGUCUGUUCAAGAAACCUAUCGAUUUCAGCUAUCCUAUUUUUGAAUUAUAGUAGAGUCCCGCUUAUCGGACUUCCGCUCAUCCGACACACCGUAUUAUCCGACGCCCAGGGCUGCCCACCCUCGCUCACCCGCUCGCCCGGGCCAGCCGGGACCUGGUUCUGCGUGAGCGAGGGAGGGCGGGUGGCAAAGGAGCAGCGGCGACAGAAGCUUCCUCCUGCUCUUCCUCCUGCUCAUGGAAUGUUCUACAUUCUCCCAAUUACAGAAGUCUUCACAAGACAGCACAAAUCUUACCCAACUCGAAACAGCCGAGUUGCUAAAUACGUCAUUCCUCACUGUAAGCUGCCGGGAACCCCUAGUUUGUCGUUCCUUUCUUCCCUGUUUUAAGGGCCACUCAAGAAGCAAACCCAGAAGGGAAAUGUUGCAUUGAUAGCAGGCCUGGGCAAACUUGGGCCCUCCAUGUUACGGACUUCCAACUCCCACCAUUCCUAACAGCCGCUCAAGCGUGUGGUGUGGGAGCGGUUAUAGACAUUUGAUGGUACUGAGCAUGUUCAGACUCAAGACUCCUUUUUGUAGUCAGUCUGAUUUACACCUCCAUGGAGUAAGUGUGUGGUGUGGGAGGGGUUAUAGACAUUUGAUGGUACUGAGCAUGUUCAGACUCAAGACUCCUUUUUGUAGUCAGUCUGAUUUACACCUCCGUGGAGUAAGUGUGUGGUGUGGGAGGGGUUAUACAUUUGAUUGUACUGAGCAUGUUCAGACUCAGAACUCCAUUUUGCAGUCAGUCUGAUUUACACCUCAGUGGAGGUGGAUGCAUGUCACUUAAACGGCUGAGAAGGGGCUUGAGAGUGUUAGGAAUGGUGGGAGUUGCAGUCCAAAACACCUGGAGGGCCCAUGUUUGCCCAUUCCUGAUUUAUCGUAAUGAUGAUCACCCCCCAAAAAUUUUUUCGUGAAGCACUUGAACUGACUUGUUGCAUGUCUGUGAUUUCCCCUUUAUUCUUCUUAACCGGUUUUUCUCACCAGUAGCUCUUUCUCUUUGUUUGAUAUUGUAAAUAUCCAGAGAAAUUAUUAGAUUAUAUGCACACUACUGCACUGUUUAUAAAAAAGGAGAUAAAAAAGAAAUAUUCUUAGGCUGCUAUUGUAAAUCCAAGAACAAAUCAUUCAGGAAUCGGUUCCUUCAGAUUUGCGACUGUUGAGCCUGCACCUUGCUGCACCGGGGGACAAAAGUCAUCGCAAUUGUCAGAGCGAGAUGCUACGAUCCAACCCCAUGUUCACCUAAAAGGGAGCACGAACUACGUCUCUUUUAUUAAUGAAGGACUUUCCUAUAAGUUGGUAGUUAUAUGUUGUUAAAAAGCUUUCAUGGCCAGAAUCACUGGGUUGCUGUGAGUUUUCCGUGCUGUCUGUCCAUGUUCCAGAAGCAUUCUCUCCUGGCAUUUCGCCCACAUCUAUGGCAGGCAUCCUCAGAGGUUGUGAGGUCUGUUGGAAACUCGGCAAGUGGGAUUUAUAUAUCUGUGGAAUGAUGUCCAGGGUGGGAGAAAGAACUCUUGUCUGUUGGAGGCAAGUGCAAAUGUUGCAAUUACGUAAUUACCUUGAUUAUCAUUGAAAAGCCUUUCAGUUUCAAAGUCUGGCUGCUUCCUGCCUGAGGGAAUCCGUGUUGGGAGGUAUGGAAUGUCCAGGGCGGGAGAGACAACUUUUGUAUGUUGGAGGCAAGUGUGAAUGGUGCAGUUGGACAACUUGAUUAAUAAUAAUAAUAACAACAACAACAACAACAACUUUAUUCUUAUACCCUGCCCCAUUUCCCCGAAGGGACUCGGGGCGGCUUACAUGGGGCCAAGCCCGAACAGAACAAUAAUAACAAUUACCACCGAAUUACCACCGAAUAGCUCUGCAGCUUCAAAGCCUGGCUGCUUCCUGUUUGGGGGAAUCCUUUUUUUGGGAUGUGUUAGCUGGCCCUGAUGGUUUCCUAUCUGGAAUUCUCCUGUUUUCUGAGCGUUGCUCUUCAUUUACUGCCCUGAUUUUAAUACUGGCAGCCAGAUUGUGUUCGUUUUCAUGGCGUUUCCCUCCUUUCUGUUGAAAUUGUCCACGUGCUUGUGGGUUUCAGUGGCUUCUGUGCAGGAAGCAGCCAGGCUUUGAAGCUGCAAGGCCAUUCUGUGCUAAUCAAAGUGGACAAUGGCACCAUUCUCACUUAUCUUUCUCCCACUAUGGACAUCAUUCCACAGGUUUAGUUAUAAACCCCACUGGCCUAGUUUCCAGCAACUCACAACCACCGAGGAUGCCUGCCAUAGAUGUGGGCGAAACAUCAGGAGAGAAUGCUUCUGGAACUUGGCUCAGAAAACUCACAGCAACCUUAAUAGUGAUGAUUUCUUGCCCUUAUGCAAAUAAGCCUAUUUUUCAGAGCUCAGCCAGAACGGGGUUGCAAUAUCCUCCAAAGCAAUCUGCUAAUUGAUUUAAAUUACCAAAUUACCAAAAAUUUAAAUUACCGCUUGUACAGUCCAUCCACCCUCCUCUUGGAUACAAGGCAUUGGUAAAUAUCCAUUUCCGUGUGGCGAGGUUUAUAAUAAGUUCACGUUGUUUCUCUAGAUAAAAGAGUCGAUAUUUAAACUGCAGAUUGAAUUAUUGUCUUCCUUACUUAACGUUGGUGCAAUGAAUAAAGAAAUUCCAGUUAUAUUCACGCGGGUUCCUCGAGGGGAAAGGGUUAGAAUUAUAACCAUUAAUACAGAUUUUAAUGUUUUUUCUACUGUUGAAUGGGCAGUUUUGCUGGAAUAAAGACCUACAUUUCAGUACUUUCCCUGUGCUUCAAUAAAUGUCCUGGAAAUUGUUUUA